Molecule: messenger RNA, 513 nt
Organism: Fusarium redolens
Lineage: Eukaryota; Fungi; Ascomycota; Sordariomycetes; Hypocreales; Nectriaceae
Exons: 2
Coding region: 1-513 (170 amino acids)
Biological process (GO): polysaccharide biosynthetic process
Molecular function (GO): oxidoreductase activity, acting on the CH-OH group of donors, NAD or NADP as acceptor; oxidoreductase activity, acting on the CH-CH group of donors, NAD or NADP as acceptor; NAD binding
Source: RefSeq, a predicted model, not a curated record
AUGGCAGACGCAUGUAUCCCACACGGCAUUAAUCCAUAUGAAGUCUGCCAGGCUGCCUCGACAAAACCAUUUGGAUACAUGCCAUAUUCUCCUGAUGUUGGCGUGGGCGGACACUGUAUCCCAGUCAACCCCUUCUAUCUCCUCUCAAACAGUCACUUCCCUUUGCUUGAGUGCGCUACACUUGCGAUGCAUUCUCAACCAUCAAGACUAGCCGAGAGGAUGCUCAAGAGACUGAGGCAAAGAGUCACAGGAAGAACGCCUCGAGUCCCUGUAGUGGGUGUGGGCUUCAAAGCUGGCCAGUCACAGAUUGACAACUCCCCAGGAGCAGACCUUGCCGAUUCUCUGGUCAAGCAAUGUGCACUACCUCAGGUUCGGCGUCUCUUAGAUGAAGACUGGCGAAAAGAUGUCCUGAGAAAGUUUGAUAUCAUUGUUGUAGCUUCCAGGCAGGCGGGUGUGAGUUUUGAUAUCCUGGAUGAGCUGGAUGGGGUUGAGAUUGAGAGAUGGUGUCAAUAA